Messenger RNA from Musca domestica (house fly), 1842 nucleotides. Its product is annotated as venom protease-like. Lineage: Eukaryota; Metazoa; Arthropoda; Insecta; Diptera; Muscidae. The record is from RefSeq and is a predicted model, not a curated record. The transcript is spliced from 2 exons. Bases 560 to 1741 code for a protein of 393 amino acids. Gene Ontology annotation, biological process: proteolysis. Gene Ontology annotation, molecular function: serine-type endopeptidase activity.
AAAACAUUAAUUUCAAAAUUAAAACCAACAAAAUCCGGAAUAUGUGAAAUUUGAAAAAAAAAAUAAAAAUUCAAAACUUAAUUGAAAAUUACAAAAAAUAACUAUUUAAAAACUGAAAAAAAAAAACAACUCAAUACCAUAUUUAAAUAUAUGCUCGCCAUCACGUGUGAUUAAUCUCUGGAAAAAUACCACAAAUAAGCCGGCAGAACGAAAGAAAAAAAAUAAAAAAAAAAAAAACAAAAGAAACAAAAACUCCACCUGUAAUUUGGAAAGCGUUUAAUUACAAAUUUAACGGUAUUUUGUUUGAGCAUGCCACACAGCCAUGCCAUGCAUGCCAUGUCAUGUCCAUAACUAAUUAACUGUGAUUUAUUUAAAUUUCGUUCAACCAAACGUGACACCUUCAAAGUCAAGUGAAGUGAAGUAAAAGAAUCAACGGCAAAAGAGCCGGUUCUCCAACACGAAAAGCAAAAGAACAAAAAUCAAGAAUUUUCCAAGAUUUUCUGCUGCACAAAAAUAAUUUCCUGCCAACAACACCAACAACAACAAACACAUCGUAAAAAUGGUUUGUUUCACACAAUUUGUGCAAAUUUUAAUAGUUUCCUGCAGCAUCAAUAUUCUGCUGCUGCUGUUGGUGAUGGUGUCAGCCACAGCGGCCAGCAACACAACGCCAUCGUCAUCGGCUUCAUCACUGCCAUAUGAAGCCAGUAGCUUUGCCACAUCUGGAAAAUACCAUCACGAAGCACAUCAGCAGCAAUUUGCUGGGGAAAAAUCCGCCACCAAGAAAUUGCAUCGCCAUGCCACCAAAGGUCUUGACAUGAUGGCCAUGGUCGCUUCGACUCGUCAAAAUCCCAUCAAAAAUUGGUUUGGAGCCUUUAAUAGGAACCUGACUACAACCACAACAAAUGGGCCAGGCGGCGGCGGCGGCACCAAUACUGCCCAGGAUCCCAACAAACAGACAUGUUCAUGCAGAUGCGGUGAGCGCAAUGAUGAGUCGCGCAUUGUUGGCGGCACAACAACGGGAGUCAGUGAAUACCCAUGGAUGGCACGUCUGAGCUAUUUUAAUCGCUUCUAUUGUGGCGGCACACUGAUCAACGAUCGCUAUGUGCUGACAGCGGCCCACUGUGUCAAGGGCUUUAUGUGGUUCAUGAUCAAGGUCACAUUUGGAGAGCACGAUCGUUGCAACGACAAAGAGCGGCCGGAGACUCGCUUUGUGUUGAGGGCGUUUACACAGAAAUUUAGUUUUUCGAAUUUCGACAAUGAUAUAGCCCUGCUGCGUUUGAAUGAUCGGGUACCGAUUACCAGUUUUAUUCGCCCCAUCUGCCUGCCAAGACCCGAGGAACGUAAUGAGUUAUUUGUGGGUACCAAAGGCAUUGCCACCGGUUGGGGUACUCUGAAGGAGGAUGGCAAACCGUCGUGUCUGCUGCAGGAAGUUGAGGUACCCGUCUUGGACAACGAAAGCUGUGUCGCCCAGACGAAUUAUACCUCGAAAAUGAUUACGAAAAAUAUGAUGUGUGCCGGUUAUCCGGGUACGGGAGAACGUGACAGUUGUCAGGGUGAUUCUGGUGGCCCCCUGGUACGUUUGCGUCCCGACGAUAAACGUUACGAACAAAUCGGCAUUGUUUCGUGGGGUAAUGGUUGUGCCCGACCCGAUUAUCCUGGGGUCUAUACCAGGGUUACCAAAUACUUGGAUUGGAUUAAGGAGAAUUCACGAGAUGGUUGUUUUUGUGAUGAACAUUUUUGAGAGAGAGUGAGAGAAUGGUAUAAGGAUUUCAAUGGGUUAGUUAAGGAAUAAAUGAAAAGAAUAUAUUUUUAAGAAAAAUUUCAAUAUUUUAAAAAUUGAGA